AUGGGCUCCUCGAGGGGAUUUUGGAUCAUAGAAGAAGCGGCAAUUGUGGAAAGUAUGAUGCGAAUUGUUCUCGCCGAACAAGUGUUGAAGAAUACUGAAUUCUCCAAAGUUGUCACGCCGAUUAUCACGGACCCAUAUUAUAACUCUUUUCAAUCCGAUACAGUUCACGCAUCAACGAAAUCUGGGAUCAGACUUGCAUUCCAUAUUGAAUGGCACACAAAACCCAAAACUCUCACCAAUAAAACACGAAGGGUCACACUCUGGUCUGCGAGACUUCCUUACCAUUUCCUAAGGGAGAAGAAAUCCCGGUCUUCAGAGGUCCGAACUCUGCGUUGGGAUGGGUAUAAAUUGACCUUUGUGACUGACUCGAGGACAAUAGUACAGAUGCGCAUGUACCGUGAGAAUGAUUUGAUAUUGAGCAGCCGGCCUUAUAAUGUGAAUUCUGGCGAUCAUGUCACGUUAACUUUCUGGGGAUCCAAGGAAGUGUUGGUCCAUCUAGGACAUACUUCAUAUAAUGAUUGUAUGAAAGAAGCGCUUGAAGAUACGGAGUCGGUCACACAACGUAUGAUAGAGGUGGUUCGUUGCACCAUCAAGGAUGAGGCGCCGGAAGAGACGGCAGGUGAUCAACAGGUAGAUUGA
Messenger RNA from Tremella mesenterica DSM 1558, 639 nucleotides. RefSeq lists its product as uncharacterized. The record is from RefSeq and is a predicted model, not a curated record. The transcript has 2 exons. Lineage: Eukaryota; Fungi; Basidiomycota; Tremellomycetes; Tremellales; Tremellaceae. The coding region runs from base 1 to 639 and encodes 212 amino acids.